GCUUUUCCUUCCAAGCAUCACAAAGAAAACACUAGAAACUCUCAUAUCACACACACGGUUCACAGCCCUCCACGUCUCUCUCUAAAAUCUCACCGCACCAAAAACCUCAUCCAUCUCUCUAUAUAACCCUCAUUAUCUUCACCCAAGAAUCUCUCACUCAAACCCAUUAGCAGAAAUCGGAUCAUUUCACUCUUAACCAGAAGCAAUCGACAUGGCAUCCAGUAAAAAGAUGGAGGUGGUGAAGGGCGUGGACAUAAAGAGAUACAUGGGGAGAUGGUACGAAAUAGCUUCAUUCCCAUCAAGAUUCCAGCCCAAAAAUGGAGAAAACACAAGAGCAACCUAUACUUUGAAUGAAGAUGGCACUGUUCAUGUCUUGAAUGAGACAUGGAGUGAUGGGAAGAGAGGAUACAUAGAGGGUACUGCUUACAAGGCUGAUCCAAACAGUGAUGAAGCUAAGCUCAAGGUUAAAUUUUAUGUGCCUCCUUUCUUGCCCAUCAUUCCUGUUGUUGGGGAUUACUGGAUUUUGUUUUUGGAUGAAGAUUAUAGUUAUGCUUUGAUUGGGCAACCCAGCAGGAGAUAUCUUUGGAUUCUUUGCAGGCGGCCUCAUCUUGAUGAGAAGACCUACAACCAGCUGGUGGAGAGGGCUAAAGAAGAAGGGUAUGAUGUGAGCAAGCUUCACAAGACACCACAGGCAGAAACACCACCAGAGGAAGAUGGCCCCAAGGACACCAAAGGAAUUUGGUGGAUCAAAUCCAUUUUGGGAUGGUAGAAAUCCCAAUUGAAUUCGCAUCUUGAUCAUGCUGUGUGCUUGGUAGUCUUGUUAUUGUCAGGUUUUUGAUUAGAUAGGAAUCCAAGGAGGAGCAUUGGGCUCCAUCUUAUAUGUGUAUUAGCUUAUUCUGUGUAUUAUUGCUGGGCUUUGUAGGAUUACAGUGUGCUAAAGAAAAUAAUAGUUUAUUAAUGUGAAGCCAAUAGAAAUUAUCCUGUCAUUUUCCAUGCUAAUUGUUCCAUGGCACUCACCAGAAUCCCAUGUUAAUUUAAUUUAUUCUUUUGACUUUUU
Messenger RNA from Manihot esculenta (cassava), 1057 nucleotides. RefSeq names its product temperature-induced lipocalin-1. Bases 212 to 769 code for a protein of 185 amino acids. The record is from RefSeq and is a predicted model, not a curated record. The transcript has 2 exons. NCBI's taxonomy places the organism in Eukaryota, Viridiplantae, Streptophyta, Magnoliopsida, Malpighiales, Euphorbiaceae.